Molecule: messenger RNA, 3849 nt
Organism: Antechinus flavipes (yellow-footed antechinus)
Lineage: Eukaryota; Metazoa; Chordata; Mammalia; Dasyuromorphia; Dasyuridae
Gene: EFCAB13
Product: EF-hand calcium binding domain 13
Exons: 10
Coding region: 1-3849 (1282 amino acids)
Source: RefSeq, a predicted model, not a curated record
AUGCCAUCAAGAGCUGAUAUCUUGAAGUGCAUUGGGACUGCUCUUACUGGUGCUACCUUUGCAAGUAUGUCAUCAAGAGCUGAUACCUUGAAGGGCAUGGGUACUGCUCCUACUGGUGCUACCUUUGCAAGUAUGUCAUCAAGAGUUGAUACCCAGAAGGGCAUUGGUACUGCUCCUACUGGUGCUACCUUUGCAAGUAUGUCAUCAAGAGUUGAUACCCAGAAGGGCGUUGGUACUGCUCCUACUGGUGCUACCUUUGCAAGUAUGUCAUCAAGAGUUGAUACCCAGAAGGGCGUUGGUACUGCUCCUACUGGUGCUACCUUUGCAAGUAUGUCAUCAAGAGUUGAUACCCAGAAGGGCGUUGGUACUGCUCCUACUGGUGCUACCUUUGCAAGUAUGUCAUCAAGAGUUGAUACCCAGAAGGGCGUUGGUACUGCUCCUACUGGUGCUACCUUUGCAAGUAUGUCAUCAAGAGUUGAUACCCAGAAGGGCAUGGGUACUGCUCCUACUGGUGCUGCCUUUGCAAAUAUGUCAUCAAGAGCUGAUACAUUGAAGGGCAUUGGUACUGCUCCUACUGGUGCUACCUUUGCAAGUAUGUCAUCAAGAGUUGAUACCCAGAAGUGCAUUGGUACUUCUACUACCGGUGCUGCAUUUGCAAGUAUGUCAUCAAGAGUUGAUACCCAGAAAGGCGUUGGUACUGCUCCUACUGGUGCUGCAUUUGCAAGUAUGUCAUCAAGAGUUGAUACCCAGAAGGGCAUUGGUACUGCUCCUACUGGUGCUACCUUUGCAAGUAUGUCAUCAAGAGUUGAUAUGCAGAAGGGCGUUGGUACUGCUCCUACUGGUGCUACCUUUGCAAGUAUGUCAUCAAGAGUUGAUAUGCAGAAGGGCGUUGGUACUUCUACUACUGGUGCUGCCUUUGUAACUAGUAUGUCAUCAGGAGUUGAUACCCGAAAGUGCAUUGGGACUGCUACUACUGGUGCUGCCUUUGCAAGUAUGUCAUCAAGAGUUGAUACCCAGAAGGGCAUUAGUACUUCUACUACUGGUGCUGCCUUUGUAACUAGUAUGUCAUCAGGAGUUGAUACCCGAAAGUGUAUUGGGACUGCUACUACUGGUGCUGCCUUUGCAAGUAUGCCAUCAAGAGUUGAUACCCAGAAGGGCGUUGGUACUGCUCCUACUGGUGCUACCUUUGCAAGUAUGUCAUCAAGAGUUGAUACCCAGAAGGGCAUUAGUACUUCUACUACUGGUGCUGCCUUUGUAACUAGUAUGUCAUCAGGAGUUGAUACCCGAAAGUGCAUUGGGACUGCUACUACUGGUGCUGCCUUUGCAAGUAUGUCAUCAAGAGUUGAUACCCAGAAGUGCGUUGGUACUACUACUACUGGUGCCUUUGUAACUAGUAUGUCAUCAAGAGUUGAUACCCAGAAGGGUAUUGGUACUGCUCCUACUGGUGUUACCUUUGCAAGUAUGUCAUCAAGAGUUGAUACCCAGAAGGGUAUUGGUACUGCUCCUACUGGUGUUACCUUUGCAAGUAUGUCAUCAAGAGUUGAUACCCAGAAGGGCAUUGGUACUGCUACUACUGGUGCUGCCUUUGUAACCAGUAUGUCAUCAGGAGUUGAUACCCAGAAGGGCGUUGGUACUGCUACUACUGGUGCUGCCUUUGUAACAUGUAUGUCAUCAGGAGUUGAUACCCACAAGGGUGUUGGUACUGCUACUACUGGUGCUGCCUUUGUAACCAGUAUGUCAUCAGGAGUUGAUACCCAGAAGGGCGUUGGUACUGCUACUACUGGUGCUGCCUUUGUAACAAGUAUGUCAUCAGGAGUUGAUACCCAGAAGGGUGUUGGUACUGCUACUACCACUGCUGCCUUUGCAACUAGUAUGACAACAUCAGGAGUUGAUACCAGGAAGUACAUCAAGAUCUCUAGAACAUUAGAAAAGGUUUCACCAGAAGCCAUAUCCGAAGUUAGAAUGCUGACCUCCAAAUCUAAGAAAGGGUUUGAAACAACAGUGUUUGUCUGUGAAGAUGAAAAAUUAAUUGAAAGGACACCGAUCAAAAGCAAGAAAAAGCGAGAUGUAGUAAUGGAAGAUAAAGGAACUGAGAUAACACCUUCCUUAAUAAGGAUGGCUAUGAGAGAAAGGGAAAGGGAAAACAAGGAGAAAGAAAAAGAAAGGGAGAGAGAGAAGGAAAAGGAAGAAAAAGAGGAGAAGGAAAGAGAAGAGGAAAAAGAGAAGGAAAGACAGAAGGAAAGAAAAAAGGAAAAAGAAAAAGAAAAGGAGAGAGAGAGGAGGAAGAGCAAGGAAGAGACCAUUUCUUUUUCCAAGUACCAGGUUCACCAAACUAGCAUUUGCAGCAUUCCAUCGAUAAAACCAGCUCCAUCUACACCUACCUGGAAAACUAGUCUUCAUACCAACCUUUAUAUGAAUUUAUAUGAUGAGGUGCAGCAUGGAGAGUUUUUCUUACCAGAUUUGGAAGCACUUCCAAAAGCCUGUAAAAUUUUCAGUAACAUCCGAAAUGGUAAGAUUCAUGUGAAUGAUAUGCUACCAACUCUACGUGCCUUAAAGAUUUCCAUAAGUGAUGGAGAACUGCGUCAGACAUUGAAAGGUGUUUAUAUUGAUGCAUUGCAGGAAGCACAUCAAGUUUUCAGUAAGGUAAAAGGAGGUCGAGUUGGAGUUGAUGAUGUACAAUCUGUUCUGAAUAUCUUGGGAAUCUCUGUAAGUUUUAAUACUUACCAGGAUGUGAUGAAAUACUUGUAUCAUGAUGAUAAUAAAACUGUGGAUGUUAGAGAUCUUCUAUUUUCUUUGGAUGAUCUACAACAACAGUAUGAGGAGAUUGUAAUUAGGGAUUGGUCAUUCCAAGAUGAGUCUGAUCGGAGAUUUUCAAAAGCCCAAGACAUUAAGUCAUUUCAGCAAGUAAAAAAGAAGAGCAGUCUAUAUCCUAUUUCAUCUGAGUCUUCCUUCACACAGUUUAGUAAAAAGAGCUUCGGUGAAAGAGGUUUGGAGGAGAGCUUUGACGUUCUUGCCCCACAGCAAAGUUUAAAAAGUAGCUUGAGUUUGAAAAAGUCUUUGGAAAGAGUUGAAAUCCCUCUUGAAUCCCUACGGACAAGCUCAAAACCAAGCAUGAUCUUCAGAAAAGUUGUAGGUCAGCCAGAGACUUAUAAGUUGGAUUCUUUACCCCCCAAAUCCAUCCCAAGCUUCAGAAGAUCUUUCCAUGAAGCUGAUAUUUCUGUUUCAGAGUCUCAACAAAAGAUUCUGAAGACAGAAGAAGGUUAUGAGCUGGAGCCUAUAAAGAGUAGCUCCAGAAAAUCUCUGGAAGAAAUUGAUAUCUAUGAAAUAUGUGUCCCUGGGACCCAAGCACGUGGUAGUAGUAUUUCUCUCAAGAAAUAUCCAGAUAUAGAAGAGAUUCCUAGUGUGAAAAGGAGUACAAGUUUCCCAAAAUACUUGGAAGAACCUGAGUUAAAAUAUGGAAUUUCUGUCACAGAUCUCCAACCACCAAGUGUAAAGAGUACUAUAAUCAGAAAACCAUUAAGUGAAAUUCAUAUUCUAGAGAGCCCACCAACCUCUUAUGACUUGGUUGAGCUGCAACCUGAAAAAACAAAAGAAAAAUUCAUAGAGAAGCAGGCACCAGAAGUAACUGAAGACAUAGAAGAGUCCAUUGGAUAUUUCAAAAAACCCAAGGAGGACAAAGUUCCAGUUAGUGAACUCCAAUCUAUGUUGAAGAUUAUUGGAAUGGAUUUAUCUGAAGAUGGAUUUGAGAAGGUGUUGCAAAUAACUCCUGCAGAUGGCAUGAAAAUGAGAGAUGGAGUGUUGUAUGAGGAACAGCAAAAGGCCAAUUUGGUCACAUCAGAGAAUUCAUGA